Messenger RNA from Thlaspi arvense, 930 nucleotides. Lineage: Eukaryota; Viridiplantae; Streptophyta; Magnoliopsida; Brassicales; Brassicaceae. The record is from the annotation of a GenBank genome assembly.
AUGUACAAGGCAAGCCCUAAAAGAAGAGUAAUUUUGGAGAAGAGCAAGAGUGUAAGAGAGAAGGAGACUAAGCAAAACUCAAAUUUCUUUGCGAAACACUUAAAGAGGAUCUACCCAAUUGCGCUUCAACGGAGUACUUCUUCUUCUUUCUCACUCUCUUCUAUAUCUCUAUCACUCUCUCAAAACUCGACCGAUUCUUGUGCCACGGAUUCAACUUCCACGGUAGAACAAAGGAUCUCGCUAGCACUCGGUUUAAUCUCAUCCCCUCGUAGAAGAGAAACAUAUGUUCCAAAAAGUAUCCCGCAGAAACAAGAACAACAGCUAUAUCAGGAUUUCAAUAGUGAUGAACCAAAGAGGUGUAACUGGAUCACCAAGAAAAGUGAUGAAGUCUACAUAACGUUUCAUGAUCAGCAAUGGGGAGUCCCUGUCUAUGAUGAUAACCUGCUUUUUGAGUUCCUUGCCAUGUCGGGGAUGUUAAUGGACUAUAACUGGACCGAGAUCCUAAAACGCAAAGAGCUCUUUAGAGAGGCGUUUUGUGAGUUUGACCCAAAUCUGGUGGCUAAAAUGGGAGAGAAAGAGAUCACAGAGAUCGCAUCAAACAAAGCAAUAAUGCUACAAGAGAGCAGAGUCAGAGAAAAUCAUAUUUUACAGGUGGUCAAGGAAUUUGGAUCAUUCAGCAGCUUCAUGUGGGGGUUUAUGGAUUACAAACCGAUCAUUAACAAAUUCAAGUAUUCAAGAAAUGUACCACUGAGAUCUCCCAAGGCUGAGAUAAUAAGCAAAGAUAUGAUCAAACGGGGCUUUCGGUUCGUCGGUCCAGUGAUCGUACAUUCGUUCAUGCAGGCUGCGGGAUUAACAAUUGAUCAUCUCGUUGACUGUUAUAGACAUGGUGAUUGUGUGAGCCUCGCUGAGAGGCCAUGGAGGCAUAUAUGA